This is a messenger RNA of Colletotrichum fioriniae, 1467 nucleotides long. The record is from RefSeq and is a predicted model, not a curated record. NCBI's taxonomy places the organism in Eukaryota, Fungi, Ascomycota, Sordariomycetes, Glomerellales, Glomerellaceae.
AUGCCGAGUCCCACGCCGGUCUACCCACGUAUUGGCUCGCCUUUGCUGCGACAAAGACAGUCAGAACAGGCGAAUCGGCAAUUGACUUCAGUGCCAACGAUUCCAGUCGGCUUGUUGGAGAGCGCAAAGUUUGCCGAGGACAUGGUGUUUUAUCACCAUUUCACGGAUACCUCGCCAUACGGCACCCUCUCAAUCUUGUCAUUGAAUGAUAUCCUACAGGCUGAGCAUCUUGACAAGGCCUUUUUCCACGCUGCAUUGGCCUUGGCGGCGCUGGAUAUCUCUCAGGCAAGGCCGACGGAGGCGCUCGGUAGCAAGGCGGCACUGCAAGCCCUCGAUCACUUCGUCACUGCCCUCGGUACGGUGCGCAUGGCACAGCUCGACGAUGAGGGUAUCGCUACGGGCUGUCCGCCGAACCAAGACAACGCCAUCUCAUGGCUGGCGACUCUUUUACUGCUGGCCAACUUUGAACUACAGAGGGGCCAGAUGAAGCUGUGGUACAUCCAUAGCCGGGCUGCGGUCACCUUCUUGUCCCAACACCUUAACCGCGUGCAGGAUUCGCCCGUGGGAGAGUCGCUCAUCCGAUCGUUCUCUAGGAUCGCUGCGCUUCUGGACAUCUUUGACAGAGCAUACUCUGUACGCUACAGCAUAGCGUCUCCAGACGUCUCAGACUCUCUAAGCAGAUCUCUAGUAAACUCGCCUCAUUCAGCAGACCGGCUGCUCUAUAUCCUACCGCGGGUCAUCAAGCUAGAAGAAGAGUGGAGGAGCAAUCCCCAACACGACCUCCGUUGGCGAGAGCAAGCAGAAAGCCUAAUCCAAGAGUUGAAAGCCUGGCGAAAGACCGUUCCUGACUGUGACGUGCCGCCCUUACAUGAGCACACCGCAAACCCUUACAACGAAGGCACAGAAGGGCCCGGCAUCUCGAUCAGACCCCUCAGCAUCCCGUAUGCCCCGGAGCCCGUCAAGGCUGCAACGACCUUCAUGCACUAUCUCGUGUCCCUCCUCCGCUUAGAAACGAGGUACCUACCUGGCGCAGUGCGCCAAUUACCCCCCAAAGCAAAGAAAAUCGUCCUCCUCGUUUGCCGUCUCGCAGCGGGCGUACCCUACGCCUCCUGCGCGGCCGUCAACGCCUACUCCCACGGUAUGGUCGCGGCGAUGAUGAAUUGCUACCACAUGUCGGAGGAGCAAGAGGUCAAGGACUGGGUCAAGAAUUGGAUUGCUGGGUUCCCGCGCGAGAGGGAGGGCAUCUGGAACGUGCGGCACGCGCACCGCGUGUUGAACUACGUCGACCAGGAAUACACGCGUCGUGGCUCGCGCUACAACUGGGAGAUCAUCAAGGUUCGACUGAUAGAUCUUGAGACGGACGCCACGCCGAGCGAGGACGAGGAGACAGACCCUGACAAGUUUUCUGUCGAGAUUUAUUCGCGGCGCAAACGGGGCUGGAGCAUUGACUUUGUAGAAAUACCGUAG